Molecule: messenger RNA, 1717 nt
Organism: Microplitis mediator
Lineage: Eukaryota; Metazoa; Arthropoda; Insecta; Hymenoptera; Braconidae
Gene: Uba3
Product: NEDD8-activating enzyme E1 catalytic subunit
Exons: 4
Coding region: 144-1469 (441 amino acids)
Biological process (GO): protein neddylation
Cellular component (GO): nucleus; cytoplasm
Molecular function (GO): NEDD8 activating enzyme activity
Source: RefSeq, a predicted model, not a curated record
UGGUUCUGUUUCUUGCAUCAGUCAUCGGCCUGCAAAUCAGUUCCACAAUAAACUUCCCAAUAAAUGCAUCCGUAUCUUUGUGCUUCAUAAUAUUUUUCUAUCAGAUUACACUGAAAUUUAUACAUACAAUAAAAUAAAUAAAUAUGAACUCAGAUCAUACGCACAGAAGGUGGAGUCAUAUACGCAAAAUACUAGAGAGAUCUGGACCAUUUUGCCGGCCUGACUUUGAGCCGUCUCCCGAUAUCUUAGAAUUUUUAAUGGAGAAUUGCAAAGUCCUCGUGAUUGGGGCUGGUGGUCUAGGAUGUGAACUGCUAAAAAAUUUAGCUCUCAUGGGGUUUAGAAAAAUAGAUGUCAUUGAUAUGGAUACCAUCGAACUCUCAAAUCUCAACAGGCAGUUUUUGUUCCGCCACAAAGACCUGGGAUUUUCAAAAGCCGAAGUUGCCGCCAAGUUCAUAAACGAAAGGGUGCCAGGGUGCAACGUGACACCUCACUGCUGCAAGAUCCAGGAAAAAGACGAAUCAUUUUAUCGUCAGUUCCACAUUGUCGUUUGUGGACUGGACUCAAUCGUAGCCCGAAGAUGGAUCAACGGGAUGUUGAUAUCUCUGCUGCAGUAUUCGGAAAAUGAUUUAGACCAAACCUCAGUAAUUCCAAUGGUCGACGGUGGUACUGAAGGAUUCAAAGGCAAUGCCAGAGUUAUUUUGCCAGGUUUAUCUGCUUGUAUCGAAUGUACACUUGAUUUAUAUCCACCUCAAACGACGUAUCCUCUGUGUACAAUAGCCAACACUCCCAGAUUACCUGAGCACUGCAUUGAAUACGUAAAAGUUAUUCAGUGGCCCAAAGAAAAUCCCUACGACUGUGUGAUUGAUGGCGAUGAUCCUCAGCACAUCAAUUGGAUUUACGAAAAAUCAUUUGAACGCGCGACGCAAUUCGGUAUCCGCGGAGUCACUUACAGACUUGUCCAAGGUGUCGUUAAAAAUAUCAUACCCGCUGUUGCAUCAACCAACGCAACAAUAGCCGCCACCUGCGCUACUGAAGUUUUCAAAAUUGCUACCAGUUGUAGCGCAUCAUUGAAUAAUUACAUGGUGUUAAACAACACAGACGGGAUUUACACGUACACUUAUGAGGCUGAAAAGAGGACUGAUUGUCUAGGAUGCAGUGAAAUUCCACGAGAGCUUGAAGUACGUGACGGUAACAUCAAGUUGAAGGAUUUGAUUGAAAUAUUAUGCGAGCGACAUGAUCUGCAGAUGAAAGAUCCUGGAAUUACUGCGAACAUAAACGGAAAAAAUAAAACACUUUACAUGCACACUGUUGCGAGUAUCGAAGUACAGACGCGUGAAAAUUUGACUAAAACGCUGGCGGAGUUGGGAUUGAAAAGUGAUAUGGAAAUAAAUGUUGCGGAUGUAACGACUCCUAAGACUAAAAUAAUUAAAUUAAAAUUUUUGAACGACAAUGAUGUCGAGAUGGCUUGAUAUUUGUUAUAAUAAUAAUAGUUAUAUAAAAAAAAAAGUUAUUUAUAAAAGCAUUGUAAAUACUUGAACUUCCUUUUGUUACUCUUGAUUUUUAUUACGGGCAAGCUCAUUAGUAUAAAAUUAAUACAAUAUUUUCAGCAUAAAUUGACUUUAUUAUUAUUAAUUAAUAAUUAUUAUCGAACAAUUUUAUUUUCUUCGUAUUGCCAAUAACGGAAUUGAUUUAAAUAAUAAUAAAAAAUAAAAAUAAU